AAUGCCAAAACAUCAAUCCGUAAAUAAAAAAUAGAAAAGAGUGAAAAAGUUUCCUGCCAGCCAGCCAGCAAGCCAGCAUCAGAGGGGUUUAAUUUUUGUGUUAUUCUAUUUUUAUUCCUGACUGCAAACCAGAACCUGUCGAAGCUUUCGCCAUCGUUUUCAGCGCUUUCGUCUGCUGGUCUGUGGUAGGAAAUCUAUUCAGUUCACAACGUUACAGAUCUCGUGAAGCGUAUCUCGGUCGCGCUCUCCAUCAGCACCACCACUUGGUGUAAUGAGAAAACUUACGACGUAUCCGUCGCACUCCACAACGUCGCCCGCAUCGUCAUCGUCGUCCGCGAAGCAGGUGCUCCAGCACAGAACUUUGGGGCAGAUCGGGAAUGAAUUGUUGCAAGAAUGCAAAACCUGUACCGAAAAUUCACGCCUCUCGAAGGGGUUACGCGAUCAGCUGGAGCGCCUGGCGCGCAAGAUGCGGAAGGAGGUUGUGAAACGGGUGAGCGAUGGCUGCUCGCCACUGUUUAUCGCCUGUCGCCGAGGCAAUGUGUACAUCACGGAGUAUUUGAUAACGAUGUGCGAUGCAGACAGCGAACAGAGAGGCAUGUUCGAGGUUCCGGAGGAUCGCUCCGUUCACCACGUAACGCCGCUGUGGUGUGCCUGCGUUUCCGGCAAGCUUCCGGUGGUAAAAUGUCUCGUCCGUCUUGGUUCCAACAUUAAUGCGCUUUCGGACACUGGAUCAACUCCAUUGCGUAGCGCUUGCUUCAUGACACACAUUGACAUUGUUCAAUUUUUGGUGGAACACGGCGCAGACAUUAAGAAACCGAACUACAAUGGAGGCACGUGUCUGAUCAAUUCCGUGCAAUCGGUCACCCUCUGCACGUACCUCAUCAGCAAGGGCGCGGACGUGAAUGCCCGCGACAUUCAAAACAAAACGGCACUACACUACGCCAUUCAGGAGCAUCGGCUGGAAACGGCCCAGCUGCUCCUGGAGCACGGGGCUGACCCGUUCGCCAAAUCGCACUACGGCGAUGAUGCGCUGCAGACGGCCUGCCUCAAGGGAGCCUAUCAUAUAUUCGAUUACUUGAAAAAGCGUAUCAACUACUCCGCCGAACGGUUGGCCGACGCGCACGAGCUGUUCGGCUCGACACUGAUCGAUGAUCUGAACGUGACGCGGGGUGCCAUUCUGCACUGGCGAUUGGCACAUCAGAUUCGCCUGCGGGAAGCCGAGUACAUACCGAAGAAACCCACGAUCGAGCCGCGUGCGGCGUACGGAUACGCGACCGAAUUUACCACCGUCCGCGAGCUGGACAAUAUUGCCGCCGACAUGGACGCGAUGCGGGUACAGAGUUUACUCAUUUACGAGCGUAUUCUCGGCAUCGAACACAGGGACACACUGUUCCGGCUCAUGUUCCGAGGGGCGUCCUAUGCCGAUGCGCAUCGGUUCCAGCGUUGCAUCGAUCUAUGGCUGCUCGCGCUACAGGUACGGGUGCACAAAUAUUCCAUCCUGUACUCGGACACGUGUCUAGCGGCCCAAGCCAUUGUGCGGCUGAUGCUGGACCUAACCGAUGGGUGCGACGAAAUGAUGCCGGUGGAAUUGUACGAGGGCAGCGUACCACGGUUCGAGGAUGUGUACGCCGUGUUUAACAUCCUGACCGCCAACAUAGCGGUGGCCCGGCAACUCAUCACCAUCCGCCCGGUGCACCGCAAGCAGCAGGAAAACUUUGAUCGCGUGAUGAAGUGCCUUACGCACUUGAUGUAUCUGAUGCUGGCCACGGCCAAAACGGAGUCGGACCGGAACGCCAUCUACCGCGCAGUGCACACGCUCGUGCACAGCAAGGUGUGUAGCGCCAUCACCAACGACACGCUGCUCCAUCUCUCCGUGUCACGGUUGAACGUGAUCAAGAGUGGGUACUUCAGUGACGAAUCCACCUCGCUGCGGGUCGUUUUCCCGAGCUUGAAGGUGGCCAAGCUGCUGCUAGACUGUGGGGCUGACGUGAACGCAAAGAAUGAGUCGAAAUCGACUCCGCUGCUGGUUGCUGCUAUGCCUUACAACUAUGAUCGUGAUGUGAUUUAUACGUUGCUUGAGUACGGCGCACAUUUGGACGAACCGAACCGGCAGGAUGAUCGGCCGCUAAACUUGCUGCGCAACAAUCCCAUCACCGACAUUCCGACGCUAAACUAUCUUCCACUCAAGUGUCUCUGUUCGACGGUGAUCGUGCGGUUUGGCAUACCGUACCGCAACCAAAUACCACGCACGCUGGAAGAAUUUGUCCAACGGCACGAACCGUAAUAGAAGAAGCAAACUAAUUUACCACCCACCCCAUCCGGGAACGAACUCUGUCCCGGUUUGUCGUAAGUUUUUUCAGCCAGCUAAGUUCUAAAUCUGUGAUUUUUAUAGCACGAGAGCGAGAGCGAGAACACAUACACCCACUGUCAAUAGGAUUCAAUUUCAAAUCGUUUUGCAAACAAAUUACAACUGAACCAGCAAUGGUGGCACAUUGAACACUACGGCCCCCUGGCGCGCUAUUUGUCAAUUUCUUAGCAAUAAUUAGCAUUUGGUGGAAAGAAAUUCAACGAUGCGAUACACUGCACCGGAGGCAAAUGCAUAUUAAACCCAACCACACUACAAAACUAAUAAAACAUACUUAGUGCGUUACGAUGUAGCUAUAUGUGUGAAGCUAGGAACCUAAAUGAGUAGUUCCAAAAUAGCGUGGACGGGGACAUGUUUAGGACGAGAACACAAAAACAGAAGUAAACCGUUGCAUAUACUCCAACGUAAGUUGUGCGGGCUUAACGGAGAGAGAGAAAGAGCUAAAAAUAUCGGAUUAUUACAACGGCAAUACAUAACCAAACGUAUAAUACUGUAAAAUAGCACCAGCUGUGUAGCAAAGCUUUUGGAACGAUUUGCAAAACACAUCCACACAAACACUUUGGGUAAAAUAAAGCUUAAAUUAAGUUGUAACAGUGCUUUUCACGAGGAAUUUGCCAUGGACGCAAAUGAAAGGGAUCUUACAAAAGAUGUAUUAUGCAUUAUGUUGAGCCGGUACUCCACAGAACUUACUAAAAUAAAGUCGAAAUGUAUGAUUAGCAAAGUUACAAAACGUACGAAACUGACUCGGUGAACAGUUAGUUUGCCUAGCAUAAGUUGUUUAGUUUACAACAUUUCGAUUUCGGAGGAAUGAUUCUUGAUCCUUCCUCUUCCUUGGCACUAACACUAGGGUUUGGCAGAAAAAAGGGCGAACACUUAUGUAGGAGUACCGCAGCAAGCACAUCGUUAUCAAGUCACAAAAAGCAAUAAUAUCGAACGGUUCUAGAAGAAUUCAGGUUGAUAAUAUCCUAUCGAAAACGAACUAACAAGAGGGUGCAAGAAGUUUAGAAAACGUAUUGCGAAAUAAUUUGUCGAAUAUCGACUGCCAGAUGCGUGUUUUAGGAGACUUCGGGUUAAACAUACUCUCAAAUUGUUGAAUCGUACGGACGCCACCGACCAUUGGGCCCUCCCCCUAAUGAUGGUUUUUGAGUGAGUCUAAUAACAUAAAACGAUCUGUGCGGAUCGUAGAAAAGGGCAUCGAUACAAAACAGCUUUUCGUGGGAGAACAAUCCUGCUUUUUUGUACAAAAUCUGCACAGCAAGUUACAUAUAACAUGUGGCUUUAGCUUCUUCUUCUUCUUCUUUAGCGCUACAACCUCGAGAGGUCUCGGCCUACCAUUUCUGGCUCUCUGUGACUUGAUUCUACUCGUAGCAAAGUAGUCAGCUCUGCGUACGGGGGGCGGUCUGGUUGUCCAGAGAUGUUGGCUGCCUUGUCAAGUUUCCUGAUGGAACGCACCCCGGACUGGGAGCAAUCUUCUAGUGUAUAACGAUUGUAUCACCUUUAAGGCACUGUCUUAUUCGAUGAACUGUGUCCGAACGACAUCCCAAACGCUUUGGGUAAUCUCUUCCGACGGGCAACUACAUUUUAAGCAUGCCUACUAUUCAAGAAUUUGCGCUACAAAAAUAUGAAUUUUCUGAAGUUUUCGCCGACGUUUUCUAGCUGCCUUGACAACCUAAGCUGGUAUCGUUCGACGUUAGGAUAUUCCUUACAGUAAACGUUAACCUCAAAGUGGUUGUAAGUGACGCACUGCAAAAAGCAAAGGGCAAUACGUAGCACACCUCCCGUACGAGCAUAACAUAAUCGUUCCCUGUCGUUCGUAAAGGUAUGCAUAAAGAAUAAAGUAACUCAAAAGCACUACCCAAUAAUAUACUGCUUUCAUGACGACAAACACGCCUAUAUGCAUACAUACAACAUGUACACACACGUAUGCGGUAUAUUAAAGUGCUAGGUAACCCACAAAAUAUGAAUGGUGUGUAGGAAGGCACA
Messenger RNA from Anopheles stephensi (Asian malaria mosquito), 4348 nucleotides. It is a transcript of the gene m-cup, whose product is annotated as protein fem-1 homolog C. The transcript is spliced from 3 exons. Lineage: Eukaryota; Metazoa; Arthropoda; Insecta; Diptera; Culicidae. Bases 272 to 2284 code for a protein of 670 amino acids. The record is from RefSeq and is a predicted model, not a curated record. Gene Ontology annotation, molecular function: protein binding.